Taeniopygia guttata (zebra finch) is the source of this 1083-nucleotide messenger RNA. Lineage: Eukaryota; Metazoa; Chordata; Aves; Passeriformes; Estrildidae. The record is from RefSeq and is a predicted model, not a curated record.
AGCUCUUAGAGUGUCACGGUGGCUUCAGCAUUCCGCCUCUCUUUGAAACCAAAAGUCAGUGACAGUAUGACUCAUAUGAUGGUGGACUUCACCCUGGAAAAGCAGAUGCUCCAAGCUGUGAAGUUUUUGCCAGUCCCUAAUGCUCCAGAGAUAGAUGUAGCAGCAUGUCUGGUUUCUGACAACUGCAUAACAAUGUCAUCGAGAAUGCCUGAGGAGGACAGCAGAAUUGAUCAUUUUGUGCUGGAGUAUAGGAAAACCAACUUUGAUGGGCCCCCAUGACUAAAAGGGGAGCAGCGCUGGGAGCUGGUUGACUACAUUAAAGCUACUCAAUACACAUUAUCAGGUUUGAAAUUUGAUACAAAAUACAUGAACCUUAGAGUGCAAGCUUGCAACAAAGCAGUGGCAGGUGAAUACUCGGACCCUGUGACUCUGGAAACCAAAGCAUUUGUGUUCAGUUUGGACAGUACUUCAUCUCAUCUGAACUUGAAAGUUGAAGACACCUAUGUUGAAUGGGAUUCUACUGGAGGCAAAAGCCAAGAAAAAAUAAAAGGGAAAGAAAAUAAAAACAGAAGCAACACAGCGUCUCCGAAGAGAUCCACUAACAGCCCAAGAGCCUCGGCGAGGGGCAGCCGGGAUCGCUUUGCUGGUGAAUCCUACACAGUGCUGGGAGACACUGCUAUUGAAAAUGGACAGCAUUACUGGGAAGUGAGAGCCCAGAAGGACUGCACACAAUUGACCUCUCUUCCGAACACGCCACGGCCGCCGCGGGCAGUUCACCGGUUGGGAGCUUUUCCGGACACUUUGCGAUCUGUGUCGCCGCGAGCGACAGAGCGGCGAGCGGUGCGAAAAAACCGCCACGCAGGCUGUCAGCUCCGUGGAGAGAAGCUCUCGGACCGCGCUGGUGGUGGGGCACUCGCCCUUCCACACAACCCGGCAGGACUGCCACCGCGGGGACAGAGGCGCCGAUUUCUGUCCUGCACUGUGUCCGUGGAUGCGGACGGGACCUUCCUAACACCCGGAAGACUGUUUGCGGAGUCGGGAACCGUUGCUGCAGUGUGUUUUCUAAAGAACGGCGGUGGGUAA